Abrus precatorius (Indian licorice) is the source of this 2553-nucleotide messenger RNA. RefSeq lists its product as uncharacterized. The transcript is spliced from 3 exons. NCBI's taxonomy places the organism in Eukaryota, Viridiplantae, Streptophyta, Magnoliopsida, Fabales, Fabaceae. The record is from RefSeq and is a predicted model, not a curated record. Bases 346 to 1710 code for a protein of 454 amino acids.
ACUAAAGACAUUUUCCAAACGGCCAAACCCGAAAGGAAUAUGGUUUCAAAAUUUCUUCUCUCUCCUUAUUUUAUGUUUGCGUUUUCCAUUUUGCACUCAUCAUUACCGUAAACUCUUUGCACGCUCCGAUUCUCACGCACAAAACAUCCAUCGAGAGAGAAACGCUGAUUCCACAAGCCACCCUCCGAAUUGGCAGAGAAUAGAAAAGUGGUAGAAAAUACAGAGAAGGAAAGAAGGCUCAAUCAAGGAAGAGACAGAAGAGAGGGAAAAUUCAAUUCAAUUCAAUUAAAUCAAAGAAAGAGAAAUUGGUGGAGAGAGUGAGAGUGAAAGAGUUUCCCAUAUGUAAUGCAUCAAAAGAAAUCAGAGGUUCAGAUCGGAAAAGAAAGCAUAGGCGUCUCUUCCGAUUUCAAUCCAACACCGCCACUUCAAUACCAAUCAUCAAUUCACCAAAAGAACGCACAUCAUCGCCACCAAUUCUAUCCCCAAAUAGAAAUAGACAUAUCCCCGCCCCAACCGCACCAACAUCAGAAACAACGAACCCAAAAGCAACACCAACCGCCACUCUUCAAGUCCCACAACGCCGCCUUCUUCUCCGUCACCGUCGCCGCAAAAAGCGCUGCCUUCCGCGCUCUACGGCGCCUGAAGCGACAACGCGCGCUCUUGUUGCUGUCUCUUCCGUUCCUCUAUUUCUACUUCCUCGUCUCUCGAUCGUUCCUCUUAGACCUUCUCUCCGCGGUGGCUUUCUCCGCCGCGCUUCUCUUUUCUCUGAACCUCGCGCUUCCCUUGCCGCUGCCUUCAAUUCGGCUCAAACCUCGCUCCGCCGUGGUCGGACGGCCGUCGGCGCCGCUGCCGGUGUUUUGGACGAUCGGUUCGCGGCCGAAGUCGGAGAAGCGCGUGGCGUCGGGGUGCUGGGUUCAAGUUUUUGGAAACGGCGACGUUUACGAGGGGGAGUUUCACAGAGGGAAGUGUUCAGGGAGUGGGGUUUACUACUAUAGCAGGAGUGGGAGGUAUGAGGGGGAUUGGGUUGAUGGCAAGUAUGAUGGAUUUGGGGUUGAGACAUGGGCCCGUGGCAGUCGUUACCGCGGGCAUUACCGGCUCGGGUUGAGGCAUGGUUUUGGGGUGUAUAGGUUUUACACUGGCGAUGUUUAUGCUGGAGAAUGGUCCAAUGGGCAGAGUCAUGGGUGCGGUGUUCACACUUGUGAGGAUGGGAGUAGGUAUGUUGGGGAGUUCAAAUGGGGUGUUAAGCAUGGCCUUGGUCAUUAUCAUUUCAGAAAUGGAGAUACAUAUGCGGGUGAAUACUUCGCAGACAAGAUGCAUGGUUUUGGGGUAUAUCAUUUUGCAAAUGGCCAUCGUUAUGAAGGAGCUUGGCAUGAAGGAAGAAGGCAAGGUCUUGGAAUGUAUACAUUUAGAAAUGGUGAAACCCAAUCUGGUCACUGGCAAAAUGGAGUCCUUGACAUUCCAAGCACACAAAACACAUCUUAUCCAGUUUCUCCUGUUGGUGUCUCUCAUUCCAAAGUACUUAAUGCGGUGCAGGAAGCAAGACGAGCAGCAGAGAAAGCCUAUGAUGUGGCCAAGGUAGAUGAAAGGGUGAACAGAGCAGUGGCAGCUGCUAAUAGAGCAGCCAAUGCAGCUAGAGUAGCUGCUGUCAAGGCUGUGCAAAAGCAAAUGCAUCAUGUUAACAAUGAAAGCUUCUCAAUUCCCGUUGUGUAAGAUGAUAAAUGCAGCUUACUGUAGAAGGGGAUGGUGGCUACAAUUGUUCAAAUAGCUUCAUGCCCAUUGCAAUCAUCUCUUUGGCGUUAUGCUUUUCUUUUGUUGAUAUUUGAUUAUUCGCACCUAGAACUUUACCACCAGGUAGCUAGCUGAAAGAAAGCAGAUUUGUUGUCUAUCUGCUACGGUCCUUGUAUAGAGGGAGGAAAGGUGAUGGCAACCUUAUGGUAAAAUUAUUUAAUGGAUAACUUUUCAUUUUGUCCCCUUUUAACACAUUUUUGUAAAUUUAUGUAGAUGUUAAUGCUGGUGUGCAGGUGAAACCUCGAACCAGCUACUGUUGUAUUAUCGCUUCGUAAAAUAAGGAGAGGAGAAACAUAUAUAAUAAAAUGUUAUUUUUUCCCCAACUGAAAUUUAUUGCUUUAGCUGACUUUGAAAUGAUAUUAUGUGAAUCUCGUUAACUGGGGAAAGAAGUUUGCCGUUAGAUGCUGAUCUUAAAAUUUGAAAGGGUACAGAUAAAUAGCUAAAUUUUUCUUAUGAAUGAUUCUCUACUUGAUUGGAAAAGUUGCAAGAUUGCCCUUAGUUGGGUUUUUGGGUUGCCUUGCAAACUUGAGUUUCCGUAACAACUGUAAUCAUUUGGACUUGUUCAAGUUGUGUAAGCCCAUUCUCUUUGGUUUGACAACUAGCUGCAGUUUGUGGUGCUCAUGCCAAACCUAUCUGUGAUCCAUUAAAAGGUUUCAUGAGCUGUCAUUGCUGCUGCCUAUGCUCAUCUUCCUUUGUAGAUCGAAUUGCAUUUUUAUGCUGAGGUUAUUUUCAUUUUCCAGAAUUAAAAAUUGAUUGUAUUUUUAG